AUGCACCGGACUCCGCUUAGUCAGUCCUCGUUAUUCGCCUUAUCAUCAGCCGCUAAUCCUCAAUAUCCCCCGUCAGCCAACACCGAGCCGGAUCCCGGCUACAAUAACCCGUUGGAUCUUAAUAAGCACCCGCUGACUAACACCAGCACCAGCAACCCACGCAAACGGAUCAAGACCUCGAGAGCAUGCGACUCGUGUCGAGCCAAGAAGAUCCGAUGCGAACCACUCACUCACCCAUCCAUCCAAUCCACCCAAUCCACGCCCACCACGCCCACCUGCGCACAGUGCCACAACCACUCCAUCAACUGCACCUGGUUCCUGCCCAUCGCACUCACCCGCUUCAAGCCGCGCCACCCCAAACCAAACACCAAGGACACCAAAGAACCAGCGCAGCAACACCACACCCUCCCAGCAGCCAAUCAUCAUCAGCAUGGCCCCAACCCAUCCGAGCAACCCACCUCAUCACCUGCCCCGUCCCCAUCGCUCUCAACCGCUCCGCUUGCCGACGACAGUCUACCUCGUCGCCUGGAGAAAAUCGAUCCAAGAUCGAGUGACCAUCGGAUCUAUGGGAACACUUCCAUGUCAUACAUCAUGCAUUCCACCCGCUCGUUCCCCACCGAGCGGCUGGGUAACUACGAUUCUCAGUACUUUCAGGCACUAGAAGUCGAAAACAAUGGCGAAGGGUUCAUCAAGGUUUACGAUCAGAACUCGUCAGACGAAGACGACCCCGAGGAAGAUCAGGAUAACAACUCAUCUGCGAUCGACGACCACUCCUCUCUCCAAGGCGACUCCCCCGAGCCAUCUAGCGAAAAACCUGGGGGUCAGCCCACAGUGGCCCCACCUCCAUCUCAUCGAUCAAAACCUAGGAAAAGAGACGACGAGCGAGCACGCCCAUCCAACGAACCACCUGAUCAGCAGCCACAUCGGCACAAGCCUACCAUUCGCAUCCCCGAACUCAACCCACGGAUAGAGCCGAGCGAGAUCGAUCAACUCUUAUCGUACUACUUUCAAACCAUCUCUCCACACGCACCGAUGAUCAACGAGUACCAGUUUUACUACCUGACUCGAAAGCAAUCCGACCCCAGCCAACCUCACCCCCGUUCCAUCCUCGGCUCAUCGUCUCACUCGAAAUUACUCAUCUAUACACUGUGCGGCCUUGCCGCAAUGAACCAUCGUGUAUCCUCCGACCUCCGUCUCCGUGUCCGUCGGACGAUCGAGAGUUUCUAUCGCCAAAACGAGAUCCUCGCUCGCUGUGACAUCAAGUCCAUCCUUGGUCUCUUGGCCAUCGGCUUCUCCCUUGAGUUUGAAAUACCCGAGGCUGGAAGGAUAUGUUGGAAUGCAGUUGGAACGGCUAUUCGGAUGGCUCAAAGUCUAGGCCUGCAUCGAAAGAUCGAAUCUGCCAGACAUUCCGUCGUCCAUCAGGAGCUGAGACGCCGAGUAUGGUCUUGCUGCGUGAUCACCGAUCGAUGGGCCUCUGCAGUUUUUGGCUUGCCCAUGGCUAUCGAUCUACUGGAUUCCGACAAUCAUCUGAUUUGGAACGAUUCGGAGUACUUGCUCCACCUCCAACAAGACGAUCAACUUUAUCUAAGCCAUUUCGCUCUCCAGUCGCUCUCCAUCCUUCUCGGAAAGAUUUUGAAAGGCUUGUAUACCCCCUCCGGAAUCUUGCAUCUCAAAGAUGAGCUAUUAGUUAGUUUGAUGGAGGAGCUUAACGAAUGGCACACCCAACUCGCAAUCAUCUCCGACCCAAAGAAUCUUGGCUAUCUGCGUCUGGCCGCUGUGGCGGUCGAGUUCCUUCUCUUUCGUCCGUUCAUGAGGGCCGAGCCUUCAGGGACAAAAACGUUCAAGUUUGAGAUGGUAGAGGAAGACUUUGACCGAUUGAUCUCGCGCGCGCGGAAUGCCAUCGACUGGACGAGCUCGAAUCCUCAUGUUAUCGAAGGCCAGAUCAUUGGCCAGUAUAGCUUCUUUGUCUCUUGUCUGGUUCAGUAUCAUUCUUACAUCGGCCAGGGAAGUUUAGAGGCCUUGGAUGCUCUCGGUCAGGCCACCAAGGUGGUUAAAGGUGUACAAAAUCCGGACUGUUUUGUGCGCAAUCGGGUGCAUGAUAUCGUCCAGGCCCUCUUCUCGACGGCAGUGACCAAUCGACAAGAAGUUGAACGAUCCCGGCAAGCACGGUCUUCCCAGAUGGCCCCGGGCCCCUCUCAGACAGAUAUUCACAAGGUGAACAAUCCGGUCCUUGCCCAGUCGCUGCCCCCCGCCGACCCUCGCGAGAAUCGAAACCUCAACCACUCCCAGCCCCCGGACAUUCCUGCCCAAGUCAAGCUCGUCAAGCAGCCUAUGUGGUGGUGGGAUAUCAGCGGGAUCUACGAUCUCAAUUCCACGCUCGAUGUGCUCAGCGAUGCGCCCUUCAGGUGGGAUGGGCUCAGCCACCCGACUGGCUUGAUCAACUGGAAUUCUUCGUGGAGUGGCUCGUUGGACAACGGGCUGGCGGUUACUCAGGGUGGAAACCAAGUACCGUCAGCCCAUCCGCAACAACAUCAACAUACUCAACAGCACUCCCGGAUCGUGCCGGAUGGGGUGCACGACAGUGGGCUCGCUAUGCCCGCAUCGCUAGGUACAUCCGGCCCAGCUCAUCUGGAGCCCUGGGACCCCGGCAUGGGCGCUCCCCCGGUAACCAAUAGCAUCCCGACUACCCUCCCGCAAGUGAGGGCAAAUGCGUUCGAGUCCGGCCUGAUCACCACCUCCGUCUCUUCAGUCCACCAACCCGUCUACCAAGACCUUCUCAGUAACAGUCCCGAGCUACUUGCCUUCGCCCCCCAGAACUUUGGCCACCCCCCCACCUCCUCUUCUGCCCCUCCUUCUCAGACCAGCUUUCAGUUUGCACCCGCUGACCUCUAUCCGGCCCAUCACUCCGACCACAUCAACCAUCACCGCAGAUAUCCGAAUACAGCCGAACAAGACAACCUUAACCAGUCGGAUCUCUCUUCCUCUUUUCUUGUCCCUCCUUGA
This is a messenger RNA of Puccinia triticina, 3003 nucleotides long. RefSeq lists its product as uncharacterized. Gene Ontology annotation, cellular component: nucleus. The record is from RefSeq and is a predicted model, not a curated record. NCBI's taxonomy places the organism in Eukaryota, Fungi, Basidiomycota, Pucciniomycetes, Pucciniales, Pucciniaceae. The transcript has 8 exons. Bases 1 to 3003 code for a protein of 1000 amino acids. Gene Ontology annotation, biological process: DNA-templated transcription. Gene Ontology annotation, molecular function: zinc ion binding; DNA binding; DNA-binding transcription factor activity, RNA polymerase II-specific.